AAAUCCAAAGCAGGGGACAAAAUGACAUUUGUCCAGCAAACAGACUCCUCCUCGCAGGCGUAGCCUCUGGGCUGCAGUCAGCAGAUAGUCACAGUGGCUUCACUCUGGUCCUUUCAUCAUCAUCAGCUCAUUACUGCUACUGCUGCUGAAUGUGUGAAGUGUGCUGAGGUGACAUGACGCACUCGCUGGGGAUCUGCCUGCUCAUCGGCUCUGCUCUGAUCGGCCUGGGAUCAGCCAUUCGAUGUUACAACUGCAGGGAUUAUACGUCCAGCUGCUCCAAACAGCGGGAAUGUAGCUACGAUGACGCCUGCCUGACGCUCUAUGAGAGAGGUACCGGGGGAAUGACCUACCGCCAGUGUCUCAAGUAUUCUGACUGCGAGCGCAACCGACUGGCCCAGAUGUUCCCCCAGGUGUCUGCCUUCAGCUUUAAAUGCUGUAACUCAGACCUGUGCAACUCAGCGCCGCCGUCUGCAGCGAGCUCUCUGGUCGGGCUGCUGGCCUCCUCCCUCGUCCUGUGGUGGUGCUUUCAGUGAGGACGAGACGCUAACUCCUUGAUCCAGUCGUCUGGAGGCUGAUUAAUCCAUCAGGUCCUAAAUGUUCUCGCUAAGACACGUGACAAAUAUUAAUGUUUUUAUAUCACGAUUGAUCGUCUCACUCUUCAUGUAUAUAUUCAUGUAAUAAUAUUAUAACCCAGAUAUAUAUAGUGAUGUUUAACCAGACUAAAGUGUCAGAUCCUAACGGUUCCUGAGCUUCUAGUGGUUGAAGAAGGAACAAGCUUCGAUACCUGAAGGUUUAACUGUUGGUUUGAAAACUGACUCGAAACAAACUGUAACUUACUGUAAAUGACCAUGAAAUGAAUAAACGUUCACAAACCAAA
Betta splendens (Siamese fighting fish) is the source of this 877-nucleotide messenger RNA. RefSeq names its product CD59 glycoprotein-like. Bases 174 to 533 code for a protein of 119 amino acids. The record is from RefSeq and is a predicted model, not a curated record. The transcript has 5 exons. Lineage: Eukaryota; Metazoa; Chordata; Actinopteri; Anabantiformes; Osphronemidae.